Guyanagaster necrorhizus is the source of this 1722-nucleotide messenger RNA. RefSeq names its product histidyl-tRNA synthetase. Gene Ontology annotation, biological process: histidyl-tRNA aminoacylation; mitochondrial translation. Gene Ontology annotation, molecular function: histidine-tRNA ligase activity; RNA binding. Bases 1 to 1722 code for a protein of 573 amino acids. The transcript is spliced from 8 exons. Lineage: Eukaryota; Fungi; Basidiomycota; Agaricomycetes; Agaricales; Physalacriaceae. The record is from RefSeq and is a predicted model, not a curated record. Gene Ontology annotation, cellular component: mitochondrion; cytosol.
AUGACUCUCGCCGAUGAAAUUGCAGAACACACGGCGCUUUUCAACAGUCUUCGCCUGCAAAAUGCCGAUCCAGCAGAAAUAGAGGCAGCAAAACGGAAAUUGGGAGAGCUGAAGAAGGCGCAGGGGGUGCUAAAUGCAAAAGAGAGAGAGAAGAAAGGCGAUUUGGCCGAGGGCGAGAAGAAGAAAGACAGGAUAUUAUUGAAGACGCCAAAGGGAACAAGAGACUACGGCCCGUCGGAAAUGUUUUGCCGUCUCCACAUUGAGCGCAUCGUCAAGGACGCGUUCGCUCUCUUUGGCGGAAGCUGCCUCGACACGCCCGUUUUCGAACGCAAGGACGUCCUGACUGGAAAAUACGGCGAAGACUCCAAGUUGAUUUUUGAUCUCAUGGACCAGGGUGGGGAGCAGCUCGCGUUGAGGUAUGAUCAUACCGUACCUCUUGCGCGGUGGCUCGCGAUGACCGGUGGAGGCGGGCAAGGCAAAGUGUGGCAGGUGGGCAAAGUGUAUCGGAGAGACCAGCCGGUGAUGUCCAAGGGACGGAUGCGAGAGUUCAUGCAGGCCGAUUUCGAUAUCUCCGGGACGUUCGAUCCAAUGAUUCCAGACGCCGAAAUUGUCAGUCUUCUGAGCACGAUUUUGAACAACUUGGAUCUUGGUGAAUACACGAUCAAGAUGAACCAUAGGAAAAUCCUUGACGGCAUCUUCACCGUAUGUGGUGUGCCGGAAGACAAAAUUCGGACGAUAUCUUCCGCUGUAGAUAAAUUGGAUAAGCUUCCUUGGGUUGAAGUGAAAAAAGAAAUGACAGAUGAGAAAGGUCUGGAUCCCACUGUCGCAGAUAAAAUUGGAGAGUAUGUCAAGCACAAAGGUGGUCCGGAGCUUUUGGACAUCCUUACAUCAGACGCGACACUAAUGGCGAACAAGAAUGCCAAGGAGGGCAUAGAGGACAUGGCUCUUCUGUUUACCUUCCUCAAAGCAUAUAAAGUGCUUGACAAAAUCUCCUUCGAUCUCUCACUCGCCCGUGGUUUAGAUUACUACACAGGACUCAUCUACGAAGCUAUCGUCGAAGGUUCAGCGCCACCGGGGUUCAAAGCCGCCGACGCUUCUGCGGAUUCAACACCUGUACCGAAACCGAAACCAAAGUCGAAACCAAAAGACGCAGGAGAAGAUGAAGAGGUAGAUGAAUCGCAAAUAGGCGUGGGGUCCAUCGCUGCGGGAGGCCGGUAUGAUAAUCUUGUGGGCCAGUUUGCAUCGGCAGCGGCGUCCGAGAGCAAGAGCAGCAAAAAGAGCGCGGCGAGCACACCUUGCAUUGGCGUGAGCAUUGGUAUGGACCGGAUAUUUGCGCUGCUGUGGCCGAAGUGGGUUGGCCUGGGGGGGAGGUGCAAGGAUACCAUGGUGUAUGUUAUGGCUGCGGGUGAUGGGUUGCUUGAAGAGAGGAUGGAGCUAGUAAGGGACCUUCGGGCGGAAGGAAUAAAGACCGACUUUUUGGCGAAGAAGAAGCCGAAGCUCCCUGUGCAGUUUGCUGCCGGAGAGAAAGAUGAGGUGCCGUUUGCGGUUAUCCUGGGGGGCGACGAGUUGAAGGAAGGCCUUGUCACUGUUAAAGAGCAGAGAUGGGAGUUCAGAGAUGGGGCCAAGGUCAAGGUCGAGAGCGCAGAUAAGGGGGCAAAGGUGAGGCGGGACGAGCUGGUUGCGUGGUUGAAAAGCAGUGAUGUUUGGAAGACAUGGGCGUAG